GCGUGAUGUACGCCAUCGACGCUUGCUGGGUCUUCAUCGCCUCCGUCGUCACGUUCGCGGUGCAGGACGUGGAAUAUGAUGUCCGCCUAAAGAGCGUGGCGUGCCUGGGCGGCUUCGCCCUUCUGUUCUCCUUGGGGUCCGCUUUGCUUUCCGUCCACGCCGGCGGGGAGGUCGCGGUGGCGCUCCUCGAUCCAUCCACCGUGGACAGUCGCCGCGAGGGCGGGCAGGCUCGCGCCCUCAGGGCGGUGCCCCUUCCCAACGCUGCGGCGAUGGAGCGGGCGCUGCGCCGUCGCCUGGUCCAUUGGCUGCUGGGCGUGCUCCCGGGCCGCCGGUGCAACAGGCUCUUGGCCAACAUGCUGAGCAUCCAGCCCCGCGGUUUCUCGAGA
This is a messenger RNA of Prorocentrum cordatum, 386 nucleotides long. NCBI's taxonomy places the organism in Eukaryota, Dinophyceae, Prorocentrales, Prorocentraceae. The record is from the annotation of a GenBank genome assembly.